UUCUAUUUCUAGUUUGCUUUGCUUGAUUCUCCACUUUUGGCUUGAUCUGUCUCUUCCUAUUUUUCUUGAGAUUUGUGGGCAUUUUCUUUAUUAAUGCUUUCUGAAUUCUGUUUUUAGAAUUGCGUAAAUACUUUUCUUUCAAUUUUCAUUUGUGAAUGAGUUUGGAGGUAUUUGUUGACUAUCUUUCAAUCAACAAGUUGUACUAUUUCAGUAAUUUUGGAAUUUUGUUUGCUUCUUUGUUUAUUCCGGAAUAUUUAAAAUGGGUUUAUCUUUUAAAUUCUUGGUUUUAGAACUGGGCAUUCACUAAUAGGAUCUUAGAAUUUGGGUUAUGAUCUGGGUCCUGCAUAAUUACUGGGAUGCUGACAAUUGCUGAUCCUGGACAUUCUUAGCUGACCCGAGAAAGGAUGCCAAGAGAGCUAUGGUUUUCACUGCCGAUGAUCUGCUGCGCUGGAAGGAUUUUCCUAAGGGCCUCAGAGUGCUUUUACUUGACGAAGACAGCAUUUCCGUGGCUCAGACAAAAUCGAAGCUCGAAGAAAUGCACUAUAUUGUUUCUACAUUCUCCAAUGAGAGUGAUGCUUUGACAGAACUUGCAAACAAACCUGAGAACUUCCAUGUUGCAAUAGUAGAGGUGAGUGUGGGCAAAAGCUAUGGGAGUUUCAGGUUCCUUGAGACAGCUAAAGACUUGCCAACUGUCACUGAUGUAUGGAUAAUUUCUGCUGCAGUGACUUCAAAUAUUCAUUGUCUAAGCACUAUGAUGAAGUGCAUUGCUCUUGGUGCAGCAGAGUUCCUUCAGAAACCAUUAUCUGAAGAUAAACUUAGGAACAUAUGGCAGCAUGUGGUCCAUAAAGCCUUCAAUGCAGGGGAGAAUGCUGUCUCCAAACCAUUGAAACCCAUCAGAGAAACUGUAUCUUCAAUGAUUCAACUCCAACUGGAAACCACCAAAGUGGAGCAGAAAAACAUUUUAGAAGCAGAAAAUGAGAUUCAGGUCCACAAAAAGGGUCAUGAGCAGUCAGUAGCCACAGAUAGGUUCCCAGCACCUUCAACCCCACAGUUGAAACAAGGGGAAAGACUUUUGGAUGAUGGGGAGUGUCAUGAUCAGUCUAACUUUUUAUUAGAAAAAGAGAUUGAGGACCAAGGAGAUCCCAAAUUUGUUGAAACUACUUGCAACAACACAGUUGUGGAGAUUACUGUUAAGGCAGAGCCAUCACCAAGAUGUGAAGAGGGUGGGAUUAUGGAAGAGGAUGACUCAACUGAUGGUUCUAAGACUGGAAAUAGAAUAUCUUCUCCUCCACAGGACAAAGGAAGUGCAGAGGAUUCUAGAAUUGAUGCUGGAAACUCAAAGAAGGCAUCUCUUAUUCCUAAUUCAUGUAGGACCAAUAUUAACAAGAAGAAGAUGAAGGUAGACUGGACACCCGAACUGCAUAAACGGUUUGUGCAGGCAAUUGAGCAUCUAGGUGUCGACCAAGCCAUCCCUUCUCAAAUCUUGGAGUUAAUGAAAGUGGAGGGUUUGACAAGGCAUAAUGUGGCAAGCCACCUCCAGAAGUAUCGAAUGCAUCGAAGACACAUUAUACCAAGGGAAGAUGAUCGGAGAUGGCAGCUUCCUAGAGACACCACCCCAAGGGUUUAUCCUCAGAAACCUGUCAUGGCCUUCCCUCCUUACCAUUUUGGUCAUGGUUUCUCACCCAGUCAACACUACCCUGCAUGGGGCCAUCCUAGCAGUCACCCUUCCAGUGUUCAAGUUUGGGGUCACCCCAGCUAUCCCACGUGGCAGUCUCCAGAAAGUUGUCCAUGGAAGACUUAUCCAGGGAUGCAUGCUGAUGCAUGGGGUUGCCCUGUGAUGCCAAUGCCUCAAGGUCCAUAUUCUACCUUUCCUCAAAACUCCUUGGGAUUUCAGAGUUUUGAAGACAAAGGCAACUUACUGGGGAAUUACAUUGACCUUCAUCCGGCAGAGGAGGUAAUAGACAAAGUUGUGAAGGAAGCAAUAAGCAAGCCAUGGCUGCCAUUGCCCUUAGGCCUCAAGCCUCCAUCAACAGAAAGUGUUCUUUCCGAGCUCCAUAGACAAGGCAUCUCCUGUAUCCCUCCUUACAAGAACACGAAUUCCUCCUGCUGACAUGGCGCCAGAAACAUCUUGCAUUAACGACAAAGACAGAAAAGUCUCUGAUCCUUUCCACCGCUCCUGACAAGAGUAGGUGGACUGUCUAUUAGUUGAGAUGAUUUGGACGGUGGAGAAUGGGCCACGUGUAUGGUUGGCAAUGCAGAAGAAAGUUGUGGCUGUGAAUAGAGGAUGGUUCAAAUGUUCAAUAGUAAGAAGGAACAGAAAAGGAUAGAUUAACAAACUUGAUGGAACAAAGCAAAUGCAGAAGGGAACGUUGGAGUUGUUUGUUUUUCUAUCUUGACAUCAUGAGACGGUGAUAGAUCUGGUCUGGGGGGUGGGGCCUGCAGUUUCAAUUUGUGCAAUCAAGCGGACGGAUCUCUCUGAAAUCUGAAUCCCUCAGUGGGGCCAUAGACAUGUUAUAAACAAGAGAAGGGACACUACUCAGUACUCAACUGAUGCUGCCGUGGCUAUUUCUGUAGAGAAUGAGUUGUGAAUAAAGUUAGAACUGAUUUUGAUUUUUGACUUUGAAAUCAAUUUAUCCAUUUAUAUGGGCUAUUUCUCUUGAGAAAUGUUCGGAUUUGC
This is a messenger RNA of Nelumbo nucifera (sacred lotus), 2677 nucleotides long. Lineage: Eukaryota; Viridiplantae; Streptophyta; Magnoliopsida; Proteales; Nelumbonaceae. The record is from RefSeq and is a predicted model, not a curated record.